Messenger RNA from Malaya genurostris, 1303 nucleotides. RefSeq names its product brachyurin-like. The coding region runs from base 15 to 908 and encodes 297 amino acids. The record is from RefSeq and is a predicted model, not a curated record. Gene Ontology annotation, biological process: proteolysis. The transcript has a single exon. Gene Ontology annotation, molecular function: serine-type endopeptidase activity. Lineage: Eukaryota; Metazoa; Arthropoda; Insecta; Diptera; Culicidae.
AAAAAAAAACCAGUAUGAAGUGUUUCCUGUCAUUGGUGAUGCUUGCGACCGUGGCCGCAACUGACAUUGACUGGUCCAGGGUGCGUCCUAUUGAAGAGUUCGAUCACUACUGGGCUCGGUUGCCAGCGAAGUUUCAGGCACUCCGUGAUGCCAAACCGAUCGCUGGUAGGAUAAUCAAUGGAUACGAAGCCUACCCCGGUCAAUUCCCGUAUCAAGUAGUUCUGAUUAGUUACUACGGACCACGUUCCGCCCUGUGUGGCGCUUCGGUGCUGACCAAUAAUUUUGUCCUGACUGCUGCCCACUGUGUCGUGGAUGCGGCGGGUGGAAUCGCGUUGAUGGGAGCCCACAAUCGUGAAAACAAUGAACCUAGCCAGCAGUCCGUCAGCUUUAGCCCCACUGGCAUCAACAUCCAUCCGGAUUAUUCGCCAACUACAAUCCGAAAUGAUGUGGCCACAGUUCGACUAAACAUUCCGAUCAUUUUCAAUGAUCGCGUUCGGCCUAUCCGUCUUCCGGCCCGUUCCGAUGAAAGGCUAUUCUCUGGAUGGUACGCAACCGUUUCUGGAUUUGGGCGUGUCUCGGACUACUACCCAUACGCCUCCGAUGUACUCCGGUACACAUACAACGCAAUCCUAACCAAUAGCAACUGUUUGGAUCAGUGGGAUAACGACGCCGAUGUGAUUGGACCGCAAAACAUCUGUCUGUCCGGGGAGUUUGGCCGGGCAAGCUGCAGCGGAGACUCGGGUGGUCCUCUUACUAUUUUUGAUUACCCUUAUGACUCCGUGCAAGUCGGCCUGGUUUCGUUCGGAUCGGCGAACGGUUGCGCCACCGGAAUUCCGUCGGUAUUCGCUCGCAUUACCUAUUUUCUGCAUUGGAUUGAGGAAAACUCCGAUUAUGCGGUAGAAGAGUGAUAAAAAUUUCUUUAUAUUUUUAUUGAUUCUUUAUUUUGAGAAAUCCAUAAACGGUUUUUUUUUUUCAUAAAUACGUUUAUUUCAUAGGCAAUAUACAUAAGUUUUUCUUCGCCGUGGCAUCCACAAUACAUAGUAGUUUAAACCUAAUACAUUUCGAAUAUCAUAUUAGUAUGUUGGUACUCAUUAGUUAAUCUAAACACUGUUUUUAUCAAGCGAGUUGCUAUUUUAAAUUACAUUAAAUAAAAUACAUUUAUUUUGUACAUGAUCUUAUAACUAUUUCAGGAUUGUUUGUAUCAGUUCACCACUUAUAUUCAAUAUCCUAUAGUUGGCUAUUGGUUGAACUCAUGGAAGAGAAAAUAGUUUAACAUAAAAUAAAAUUUAAAUUGGAACUCCAA